This is a messenger RNA of Strongylocentrotus purpuratus (purple sea urchin), 526 nucleotides long. RefSeq lists its product as uncharacterized. The transcript has 2 exons. The coding region runs from base 98 to 427 and encodes 109 amino acids. The record is from RefSeq and is a predicted model, not a curated record. Lineage: Eukaryota; Metazoa; Echinodermata; Echinoidea; Camarodonta; Strongylocentrotidae.
UCACAGCAGCUGAUGCACUGGAGAAUCAGCAGAGCAUGAUAGUUUACCGUUAUCAUACAUCAUUACAAAUUGAACUAAUUUGACGAUUAUAGGCCGUAUGUAUCUAGAAUAUUAUAUCGGGACGAUUCAAAAGCAACACAUUUCCAUCAUUAUGGCAUCGAUGCAUCACGACGCCCUCAUUCUUAGGGCCUUGUCCAGGAGUCUGGCGCGUCGCUUUUCAGCAAGCUCCUGGAAGAACUACGCAGGGGUCUCCCUCGACCGGGUAAGCUACGAUCACGACAGUCGUUCGCCCCUUCCCCCACAUGGACGCCAACUAUCCGACAACAUGGGGCUGUGCGUCGACGACGAGUUCAUGGCUACAUGCCCGAGAGAACCCAGUACCUCAGGUAGCCGGAACGCGCACGCCGAAAAGCUGAUACUGAACUAGCAGUAGCAGUCGGGUUAACAUUUCAAAAUGGCCGCCAGCGGACGGACAAAUGCACGCAUUACAUCUGUUCACAGUCUUAUCUCCUUGUAGUGGAUUCAU